Rosa chinensis is the source of this 336-nucleotide messenger RNA. Its product is annotated as actin-depolymerizing factor-like. Gene Ontology annotation, molecular function: actin filament binding. The transcript has a single exon. Gene Ontology annotation, cellular component: actin cytoskeleton; cytoplasm. Lineage: Eukaryota; Viridiplantae; Streptophyta; Magnoliopsida; Rosales; Rosaceae. Bases 1 to 336 code for a protein of 111 amino acids. The record is from RefSeq and is a predicted model, not a curated record. Gene Ontology annotation, biological process: actin filament depolymerization.
AUGUGGGUUGGAGUACUUGACUUAUGGGUCUUUGUUAUUCAGGGAAAUGCUUCCUCUGCCAUGGGUGUUGCUGAGGACUGCCGCAAUACAUUCUUGGAACUGCAGAGAAAGAAGGCCUUUCGCUAUGUGAUUUUUAAGAUUGAUGAGAAGGAGAAAGAGGUUGUGGUAGAAAAGACUGGAGGCCCAGCUGAAAUUUAUGAUGAUUUCACUGGUUCAUUGCCUGAAAAUGAUUGCCAAUAUGCAAUCUAUGACUUUGAUUUUGUCAUUUCAGAGAAUUGCCAAAAGAGCAAGAUCUUCUUCAUUGCAUGGUUUGUUUCUUUUGGUUAUUAUGUUUGA